AAUCACACACUGAAGAUAAUGAGCUCGAAUUCAAAUCUAAGGUGUAAACCACCUCAGCUGUCCUCCAUCUGGAAAAUGAAAAGGACUUACAUUGUCAAGGCUGGCAAGGAUUUAACAGAACUACAACUGUCUUAUGUUGCUGGUCGGUCUUCUCAGUCCUGUGCCGCUACUCGCACGUGGAGCACAGUCCAGCAGAACAUCUCCCUGCCUGUUUCUCUGCCUCUGGUCAUGGCUUGUUCCCAGUGCCUGGUUCUCCUGCUGAUGGGAGCCUUCCUGACAGCCCUGGCCCAGCCGGAUGCACUGCUGGUCUUUCCAGGCCAAGUGGCUCAACUCUCCUGCACACUCAUCCCCCAGCAUGCCAGCAUUGCAGACUAUGGAGUAUCCUGGUACCAGCAGCGGGCAGGUAGUGCCCCCCGCUACCUUCUCUACUACAAUUCGGAGGAGGACUUCCACCGGCCUGAUGAUAUUCCUGAUCGAUUCUCAGCUGCCAAGGAUGCAGCCCACAAUGCUUGCAUCCUGACCAUCAGCCCAGUGCAGCCUGAGGAUGACGCAGAUUACUACUGCUCUGUUGGCUACAGCUCUGAUCCCCAGGGGUGAAGCAUGGGAUAAAUGUUCCAGUCUGCCUCCUAUUUCUGCCCCUGAACUUGGAUACCCUCUCUCUGAUCCUUGCUUUUCUUCUCUGUAUAGUAGGUUAAUAAAAUUCAACAUUAUUAUGAAAA
Messenger RNA from Cavia porcellus (domestic guinea pig), 719 nucleotides. It is a transcript of the gene Vpreb3, whose product is annotated as V-set pre-B cell surrogate light chain 3. The record is from RefSeq and is a predicted model, not a curated record. The coding region runs from base 19 to 597 and encodes 192 amino acids. NCBI's taxonomy places the organism in Eukaryota, Metazoa, Chordata, Mammalia, Rodentia, Caviidae. The transcript has 3 exons. Gene Ontology annotation, biological process: immunoglobulin production; immune response.